Epinephelus moara (kelp grouper) is the source of this 1866-nucleotide messenger RNA. Its product is annotated as cyclic AMP-responsive element-binding protein 1. NCBI's taxonomy places the organism in Eukaryota, Metazoa, Chordata, Actinopteri, Perciformes, Serranidae. The transcript is spliced from 8 exons. Gene Ontology annotation, molecular function: protein binding; DNA-binding transcription factor activity, RNA polymerase II-specific; cAMP response element binding. The coding region runs from base 172 to 1173 and encodes 333 amino acids. Gene Ontology annotation, biological process: regulation of transcription by RNA polymerase II. The record is from RefSeq and is a predicted model, not a curated record. Gene Ontology annotation, cellular component: ATF4-CREB1 transcription factor complex; nucleus.
GCAUCCGAUGUUUGCUAAACAGAUAGAUGGCUGCCCAGAGAAGUUAUUUGCGGCUAAUAUCCGCACAAAGCCAACAAAGAGAUCAUGGCGGCGGUGUUGCAGAGGCUCUCAAAAUGAGUCAGUCUCUGCAAGGCUCGCUGGCUCUCAACACAACUGAGACAUAGAUUUUAAAUGAAAAUGGAGGCUGGUGCAGACACACAGCAAAGUGGUGAAACAGCUGUCUCGGAGUCUGAGGUCCAGCAGAUCACCCUGGGUCAGGCGUCCAUAGCAGCUGGCCAGGUGACAUCCAGUAGUCCCACAGUCACUCUCGUGCAGUUACCCAACGGUCAGACAGUCCAAGUGCACGGGGUGAUCCAAGCUGCUCAGCCCUCUGUCAUCCAGUCCCCACAAGUCCAGACCGUACAGAUUUCAACUGUUGCUGAGAGCGAGGACUCUCAGGAGUCCGUAGACAGUGUGACAGAUUGCCAGAAGAGGAGAGAGAUUCUGUCCAGACGACCUUCCUAUAGGAAGAUUCUAAACGAUUUAUCGUCAGACGCUCCAGCAGUGCCUCGAAUUGAGGAGGAGAAAUCAGAGGACGACUCAGCCCCUGCCAUCACCACAGUCACCAUGCCCACUCCCAUCUAUCAGACCAGCAGUGGCCAGUACAUUGCAAUCACCCAGGGCGGGGCCAUCCAGCUGGCCAAUAACGGCACGGACGGAGUGCAGGGCCUGCAGACGCUGACAAUGGCCAACGCCGCUGCCACCCAGCCCGGCGCCACCAUCCUGCAGUACGCCCAGACCAGCGACGGGCAGCAGAUCCUAGUACCCAGCAAUCAAGUGGUUGUACAAGGUGUGGAACUAUUCCCACAUUUUGAUCUGCGUAGGCAUACUGAAGCUGCCUCCGGUGAUGUCCAGGCCUAUCAGAUCCGCACUGCCCCCACCAGCGCUAUCACUCCCGGAGUGGUCAUGGCGACAUCGCCUGCACUGGGCACAGGAGGAGGCACUGAGGAGGUCACACGCAAAAGGGAGGUCCGACUUAUGAAAAACAGGGAGGCAGCCCGCGAGUGUCGCAGGAAGAAGAAGGAGUACGUCAAGUGUCUGGAGAACCGCGUGGCCGUAUUGGAGAACCAGAACAAAACCCUCAUCGAGGAACUCAAAGCCCUUAAAGACUUAUACUGCCACAAAUCAGAGUAGAAACAUCACCGAACGCCUGCCAGGGGCUCGACAGGUGCCCGUCUGUCCCCAUGUACAGAGACUCAGCACAGAGCCAUGCAUCUGGAUGCCACUCCCCCCUUUUCUACUCUUCUGCUUUCUUUUUAAAAACUGCUGGAAAAAAAUCCUUAAAGUGACUCACCGGGAAUCGAAAACAAAAACACACACACCCUCCCACUUCAGCGAUUUGAAUUCUGUUCCCAUCAGUUUCCCAUCAAAGGAUGAAGCGACGUUCAGAGUGAAUGUGGAGGAGUACACACCGAUACAGGGUCAUGGUGGUGAAGUGACAGAACAGAUAACAAGGCUGUUCUUUUUUGUUUUGUUUUUGACGCCACCAAAGGGAAGCAUUCCAGUCACUGGUGCCUGGACAAACUGGGCAACAUCACCAGCAACGGGGAACUGCUCAAUUACCAUCACCAACAAUGACGGAACUUUAUACAGUUGGAUCUCCCUGGGACACUCGAAACAUUGGAGAGGUUACCCUUGUGUGCAACGUUUGUUAUUGUAACUGCGCUCUCGCAUUAACAUCUGUUACUAAUGCUUUGAACUGUAGAUGGGCUGUCAUGGACAUUUUAUCUUUUAGCUGUUUUGUUUUACUACGUAUUGGAUUAUCUGCUUGCAUAAUGCCAUUGACUCUUUUUUUUUUUUUUUUUUUUUUUUACUUUACUUUGCCUU